This is a messenger RNA of Cladophialophora immunda, 813 nucleotides long. RefSeq lists its product as uncharacterized. The record is from RefSeq and is a predicted model, not a curated record. Lineage: Eukaryota; Fungi; Ascomycota; Eurotiomycetes; Chaetothyriales; Herpotrichiellaceae. The coding region runs from base 1 to 813 and encodes 270 amino acids. The transcript is spliced from 6 exons. Gene Ontology annotation, molecular function: oxidoreductase activity, acting on the CH-OH group of donors, NAD or NADP as acceptor.
AUGGUGUCCUGGGCCAUCACCGGCGCGACGCGAGGCAUCGGCCUCGGCUUCGUCGACAAUCUGUCCGCCGACCCGGCCAACACUGUCUUCGCGCUGAUCCGCUCCCGCGCCACGGCCGGCGCGCUCGAACAGCUCGCCGCGACGCGCAAGACCAUCCACAUCAUCGUGACCGACCUGGCCGACCCGAAGAGCCUCGUCCAGGCGGCGGCCGACAUCUCCGCCGUCACGGGCGGCUCGCUGGACGUGUUGAUUCUCAACGCCGGCUCCGCCGCGGGCCCGCCGGAGGCCAGUGUGCUCGCGCCAGCUGCCUUCCACGGCAAGGAGGAAGCGCUGGAGAAGGAGAUCAAUGAGAAUAUCAAGGCCAACCUGCUCAGCAACAUGUACGUGAUCCACGCCGUGCUCGACCUCAUCCGCCACGGCGCCGAGAAGAAGCUGGUCUUCAUCUCCAGCCCGAGCGGCGACCUCGAGUUCACGCGCCGCACCGGCCUGGCCGCCCUGGUGGGGUACUCGGUGGCCAAGGCGGGCAUGAACGUGGUGACCACGAAAUUCGGCGCCGAGCUGGCCCGUGAGGGCAUCAGGACGCUGUCCAUGAGUCCGGGGUGGGUGGACACGGAUGCAGCUCAAGCCGUCACGGGCGACCCGGAGGUGCGCAAGUUCAUGCUCGACGCAUUCCACAAGGUCGAUCCCAACGUCACGGGCCCGAUUUCCGUCGGUGAGUCGGUCGCGGAGCAGCUGCGGGUGAUUCGGGGCUUGACGGAGGCGGACAGUGGCAAGUUUCUCACGCACCACGGCAACGAGGACGAGUGGUUCUAG